Pelagomonas calceolata is the source of this 879-nucleotide messenger RNA. The record is from the annotation of a GenBank genome assembly. NCBI's taxonomy places the organism in Eukaryota, Pelagophyceae, Pelagomonadales, Pelagomonadaceae.
CCGCCGCCGCACGGCACCGUUCCCGCGCGCGGUGACGCCCGCCUUGCCGUCGUCGUCGCUGUCCGACCCAGCCUCGUGGUCCUCCAAUUCAUCAAAGCUCCCGCCCCGCAGCGUGACGUAGACGAGCGAAAUGCACGUGACCACACCGCCCCACAGCACGAGCGUCCGCAUCGCCGCCGUAUCCCUAAAAGACGCGUCGCCGCGCCACGCGUACCGCACGCGCACGGCCGGCAGGAACGCCGCCGGCGCGACCCUAUCUAUAUCCGAGUUGCCGUCGCGCCGCCGCCGCUUCUCGUCGCGGCGCGCCUGCUUCCGAUCUACUUCGCCGUAGCGCGCGCGCGCAUCAAUAGAGACGAUCUGCGACCCGUCGUGCGUCAGCGUCACGUCGACCGAGGUCAGGUUCCGGCCGUUCUCCAUCAAACGGAGCCACGGCGUCGCGGCGGCGUCGGCGGACAGGGCCAGCUCGACGGCGUCGAGCGGGGCGCCGGCCUCGGGCAGGGGCACGCCCCGCAGCGCCCGGUCGGAUUUGACGCGGAAGCGCGGGCUCGCGGCCUCGCGGCAGUCGCUCCAGGCGGUCUCGGCGCCGCGCAGCCGGCUCCGCGCGCGGAGCCGCACGCCGUCGCCGUAGACGUAGGCGCUCGCCGUCGAUGCUACGAGGAGCAGGAAAGCGGCCGCCAUGCGACGCGUUCGCGAUCGCGUCUGCAGAGGCUGGCUCAGCUCAGGCACCAGAGAGAUCGCAGGCGUGCUUUUCGCAGCGUUUUCUCCGCAGCAGCGGUUGACCACCGAUGCCUGCUGUUCACUGCUGCUGCGUUAAUCAGCUGUGAGCUGCACAGCCCGCCGCAAUCAAUCGAUCUUUGCCAUGCGAAAACCCGUUACUAG